Molecule: messenger RNA, 2826 nt
Organism: Neoarius graeffei (lesser salmon catfish)
Lineage: Eukaryota; Metazoa; Chordata; Actinopteri; Siluriformes; Ariidae
Product: nuclear factor 7, brain
Exons: 6
Coding region: 167-1573 (468 amino acids)
Biological process (GO): protein ubiquitination
Molecular function (GO): zinc ion binding; protein binding; ubiquitin-protein transferase activity
Source: RefSeq, a predicted model, not a curated record
CUACUCCUCCCUCUCUGCUCUUCUUGAACAAUCAAAAGCAGCUCAAAAGGGCUUUCCAAAACCUGCCGAGCGAGGCGAGUUUGUACCAUCACUUCACACUUGCGUGCCAAGGCGACACUGCAGCAGCUUCGGCUCUUAGUAUGUUGGACGCGUCUCAGGCGUGACCAUGUCUUCCAAGUUGCCCGAAGAGGACCUGUCAUGUCCUGUGUGCUGUGACAUCUUCAGCGACCCGGUCCUGCUCCCGUGCAGCCACAGCUUCUGUCGGUCGUGCCUGCAGAAAUUUUGGUUCAACUCAGUUUUCCGGAGCUGUCCCGUUUGCAGGAGGAGAACAUCAAAAAAGCAACCUCCGAGCAACCUGGCUUUGAGGAACCUGUGCGAGGCCUUCGUGCAGACUCAGAACUGGAGUCGUGAGAACAACAAGAAGGAGGAGUGCCCACAGCACGGCGAGAAGCUGAAGCUCUUCUGCGUGGAUGACCAGCACCCCAUCUGCGUAGUGUGCCAAGCCUCGAGAAUGCACAAGGGUCACAACUGCACUCCCACAGACGAGGCGGCUCUGGACUGUAAGGAGAAGCUCAGUUCUGCCCUGAAGAUGUUGAAAGACAAGCUGGAUGUCGUGACAAAUCUUAGAAUGACUUCAGAUAUGACACUCGAGUAUAUCAGGAACCAGGCCCAGCUUGUCGAGAGCAGAAUGAAGCACGAGUUCAUGAAGCUUCACCAGUUUCUGCGUGAGGAAGAGGAGGCUCGCCUCUCUGCGCUGAAGGAGGAAGAGAUGAAGAAGGUCCUCGCUAUAAACAAAAGACAUGAAGAGCUGAUGAACAGGAUUUCUUCUCUCUCAGACACCAUCAGUCACAUAGAGCAGGAGAUCGCUGCUGAUGACCUGACGCUGCUGCAGAACUUUAAAUCUGCCAUGGAGAGAACUCAGAGUUCAGCACCAAAUCCAAAGGGGCUUCAUGGGGCAUUAAUAGACGAAGCUAAACACUUGAGUAACCUGAAGUUCAGGGUCUGGGAGAAGAUGCAGGAAGUUGCUCCUUACUCUCCUGUGACUCUGGACCCAAACACAGUGCACCCAUGUCUCAGGCUCUCAGAAGACCUCAGCAGUGUCCGUUACAGCAGCUCGGGUUGUCCUCUCCCCACCAAUCCUGAGCGCUUCUGUAUCAGUGCCGAGGUUCUCGGCUCGACAGCUAUCGGCUCUGGAACGCAUGCCUGGGAGGUGGAGCUAGGAGACAGCGAUGACUGGAUCCUGGGCGUCGCCAGUGUAUCCAUUAAGAGGGACUUGGAGGUCCCGGCACGCCCGGAGAACGGGUUCUGGACGCUGUGUAUGCGGGACGGACAGUACAGGGCCAUGGGGUCUCCUGUAAGGACACUGAAUGUCGAAAAGAAGCUGCAGAAAGUGCGAGUAGGGGUGGACUGGGAUGCAGGGGAGGUUUGUUUCUCCUGUCCCGAGGAUGGACAAAUGCUGCACAAGUUCACACAGGCGUUCACGGAUAAGGUGGUGCCGUAUUUCUACACGCAGAGUAAGAAGUGUCUGAGGAUUGUACCACAGCCGGUGAUGGUUUCGAUAAAGAAAAACUGAGAUGUAUGAAAUAAACAUGUUAACAGGAAGUAGUUUAUGCUUUGGGGUACUGAUAAGAAGGUGAUGAGUUCAAAUCUCACCCUAAAAAGCUGCUAUUGUUGAGUCUUUGAGCAAAGUCCUUAAUCCUCAACUGUUCAAGCCGAGUCACGUUGGAGGAAAGAGUCAGACAAAAGAAUCAAUGUGUGUGUUAAGCUUUAACUGUCACGACUUGAGGGUGGAGUUUCCUGUUUUCCGGUUCACUUCCUGUUUGGUUGCUCAUCCCCAAAAUCUUAAAAACCAGAGACACUGAAUCUUUGAAGUCACCCUAAACACAUUUGUACCUUCAACAAUGAAUUUAGAUUUUAUGAAUAUGUAUGUAAACAUGACUGCACUGGGAGCUUUAGAAUACUGGGCAUAUUUGCAUAUUAGAAUGUGAUUGGCUGUUGUAUUUUAUGAUGCCAUAACUCCUUCUUUUUCACUCAUAUUUUUAGUUUACUUCUGUUUCCUGAAUCAAUAACUCACUCAUCUUCAAGGAACCAUUUUAAUCUCGUCAGGAGCUGGAGUCAGGAUCCUGGGGACACUGGAAGUGAGACGGGAAUGUCCCUGGGAUGAGACACCGGUUCAUCACAGGACAUCAAUGGGGCAACAAGAGCCAAUAUAGACUCGCCUACUAGAGCGGCGGCUACAAUUAUUGACACCUUAAUGAUCUUUUGGCUGUUGCAAAAGUAGAAAAGACUUUCAAUAUGUAAAUUGUGCAUGAAUAAUUACUCAAACUUCCACUGGAAAAAAAUUGAGUUGAUUUCCGAUUUGAUUGAGUUGAUUUCAGAUCAUGUGACACCAUUCCACAAUUAUCAACAUCCAGAUGAUUAUUUCUCAUCUCAUCUCAUCUCAUUAUCUCUAGCCGCUUUAUCCUGUUCUACAGGGUCGCAGGCAAGCUGGAGCCUAUCCCAGCUGACUACGGGCGAAAGGCGGGGUACACCCUGGACAAGUCGCCAGGUCAUCACAGGGCUGACACAGAGCCUGAAAAGGUGUCGAUAAUUAUAGACUAUCGAUAAUUGUAGUGUGUUUCUGGAAGGUGGGAAGAAACCAGAAAGCCUGGAAGUAAUCAACAUGGACACAGGGAGAACACGAAGAAACUCCAGAGCUCAGGAUUGAACCAGGGAACUGGUUAUAAUAAUAAUAAUAAUAAUAAUAAUAAUACAUAUGUAAUGUGUUUUUUUAUUUCUUUCCUGCUCCUGUAAAACUGCUUGAAUAAAAACAGUAGAUUUUGUGUA